Cherax quadricarinatus is the source of this 1711-nucleotide messenger RNA. The record is from RefSeq and is a predicted model, not a curated record. Lineage: Eukaryota; Metazoa; Arthropoda; Malacostraca; Decapoda; Parastacidae.
AUUCAAGUAGCAAGUCAUGGUCAGAUGGCAGUAUCUGUGUGUGUGGUGUAGUCAGUGUAGCAGCCACCACUGCUGCCUCAACACACGCUCUUGUGCCACUCAAGCAAUAGCUGAACAUUUUAGUCAAAUUUCGACGUAGUUUUCACGAGAGUCUUUGACGAUGGAAUUGUGGAGAGCAGUGUUGGUGUGGGUUGCGGUACUGCAGUCAGUGGUAGCCACCAAAGUGCUCUUCCUGGGACCUGUCUCUUCACGAAGUCACAAGAACUUUUAUAUGGGCAUUGUUAAUGCCUUGGCUGAUGAUGACAUCCAGGUUACAAUGGUGUCGUCAUUUAAGCCGUCGAAGGUCCGGGAAAAUGUGCGUGAGGUGGUACUGACUGGCGUGGAGCUUACCGACAUUUUUCCAAAUAUGUUUACCUCACGUACUAUGACUGGCCCUUUGACUGUGAUGAAGGUUAUGCCGGGACUGUGUGCAGAUGCUCUGGGAAAGGAAGAAGUUCAGCAUUUAUUGAAGGAAGAUUUUGAUUUGGUUUUCCUCAGUGUGUUCAUGUCCGAUUGUUUCUUAUCAAUAGUUUAUCAGUUGAAGGUUCCACUCAUAUAUGUGAGCCCAGGAGGGUUGAUGGUACAACUACCAUUAAUAAUCGGUAACCCACGCUUCCCCUCCUAUGAUGCCUCGGCUGUAUUAGGCUUCCAACAUCCUAUGACCUUCAUGCAGAGAACUAUCAGCACUUUGACUCAUGUUGCUAUGGACUUUUUCUUCUUUUACUUUUUUUCACCAAGAAUGGAAGCUGAAUGUCGUCGUCGUGGCCUUUGUCCAGAUAACAUGCCCAGCUUCUGGGAAAUAAGUUCAAAUGCAAGUCUUGUACUGAUAAAUGGUGUACAAACCAUCGAUUAUCCAGCUCGUCCUUAUGUUCCUGCCGUGAUACAUUGUGGAGGUAUUCAUCUGCGUCCCUCACAGCCUCUCUCACAAGACCUUGAAGACUGGGUACAAGGUGCUGGUGAUGCUGGCUUUAUCUACUUCAGUCUUGGCUCAGCUGUCACUCCAUCAACUAUGCCAGAGGAGUACCGCACUAUCUUGGUUCAAGUGUUUGCCUCCCUCCAGCAGAGAGUCUUGUGGAAGUGGGAUAAAAACACUAUGGAUGACCUGCCUCCUAAUGUCCGUCUUGGCAAGUGGCUCCCACAACAAGAUAUUCUUGGCGACCCUCGUUUGAGUUUGUUUAUCACACACGGUGGGUUGUUGAGCACCCAGGAGUCUAUGUACCACGGUGUGACGGUACUGGGGAUGCCUGUGUUUGCUGACCAACAUUCCAACAUGAACACUGUGCAGAGGGAAGGAUGGGGCAGAGUGCUUCUCUGGAAGGAACUUACCUUUGAUAAUCUCAAGAAUACGAUCAACAUCAUCAUGAAUGAUGAAAGCAUGAGAGCUGAGGUAGCAAGAAGGUCCAAAGUCCUGAGAGAUCGUCCACAAGACCCAGGAGAGGUGGCCCUCUACUGGACCAAGUAUGUUAUCAGACAUAAGGGCGCCCCACACCUCCGCUCUCCUGCUUCCACCAUGACUUGGUAUCAAUUGUAUAAUGUGGACGUGUGGGCAACAGUGACUCUGCUGUUCAUCAUUCUCACCUACGUCUCUAUACGACUUAUAGUUUCCUUGUUUUUCUGGCUCUGUUUUUCCAGCUCUAAAACAAAAACUGAAUAAAAUUUAUUUAGCCUAGAA